GUUCCAGAGUGGGACUAACACAGCUUGAAACUCAGGUCUGUUACUUGCUUAGCUGAGUCAUCCCCGGUGUCUGCGGUUUGGAUGGAGAACUCUUCUCUCGGCUACGAGUAUGGAGGUUACGGCGAGAUUCCAGAUCUCCCUGUGGACUGUGUUGAUGGCACCUGCGUCUCCAUUGACCCCCUCCACGUGGCCCCACUCCUGCUGUAUGCCGCCGUCUUCCUGGUGGGGUUGCCAGGCAAUGCCAUGGUGGCCUGGGUGACCUGGAAAGAGGCCCGCCGGAGGGUCGGUGCCACCUGGUUCCUCCACCUGGCCAUGGCGGACCUACUCUGCUGUUUGUCUCUCCCCAUCCUAGCGGUGUCCGUCGCCCACGGGGGCCGUUGGCUGUACGGGGCCGUGGGCUGCCGGGUCCUGCCCACCGCCAUCCUGCUGUCCAUGUACACCAGCGUCCUCCUCCUGGCCACUCUAAGCGCUGACCUCUGCCUGCUGGCCUUCGGGCCCCCCUGGUGGGGUGCAGCUGGGAGGGCACGCAGGGUGCAGGUGGCCUGUGGGGCAUCCUGGACGCUAGCCUUGCUGCUGACCGUGCCCUCGGCCGUCUACCGCCGGCUGCGUCGGGAGCAUUUCCCACACCGGCUGGAGUGCGUGCUGGACUACGGUGGCUCGACCGUGGCCGAGAACUCAGUGACCGCCACCCGGUUUGUUUUCGGCUUCCUGGGGCCGCUGGUGGUCGUGGCCAGCUGCCAUGGUGCCCUCCUGUGCUGUGCUACCCGACGCCACUGGCCACUGGGCAUGGCUGUGGUGGUGGGGUUUUUUGUCUGCUGGUCCCCCUACCACACGCUGGGGCUGGUACUCACCCUGGCUGGCCCACACUCUGUGCUCUUGGCCCGGGCCCUGCGGGCUGAACCCUUGGUCGUGGGCCUGGCCCUUGCUCACAGCUGUCUCAAUCCCAUGCUUUUCCUGUAUUUCGGGCGGUCUCAACUCCGAAAGUCUCUGCCAGCUUCAUGUCGCUGGGCCCUGAAGGAGUCACAGAGCAACGAUGAAAGUGUGGUCAGCAAGAAAUCCACUGGCCGAGACCUGGUCUCAGAGAUGGAAGUGUAGGCUAGAGGGAAAUUGGUUUGUAUCCUCCUAUCCCACUUUACAAGCCUGGCUUCAGGCAUAGCUGGAUCCAGGGGCUUAAUGAUAUUGUCAUUUAUUCCUUGAUUCAUUCAACAGACAUUCAUUAUGCCCCCUGCCAUGUGCAGUGCAGAUAUAGGACAUUUCCAUCAUUGCAGGAAGUUCUAUUGGACAGGGCUGCUCUAGAA
Physeter macrocephalus (sperm whale) is the source of this 1298-nucleotide messenger RNA. It is a transcript of the gene C5AR2, whose product is annotated as complement C5a receptor 2. Gene Ontology annotation, molecular function: G protein-coupled receptor activity; complement component C5a receptor activity. The transcript is spliced from 2 exons. The coding region runs from base 82 to 1095 and encodes 337 amino acids. Lineage: Eukaryota; Metazoa; Chordata; Mammalia; Artiodactyla; Physeteridae. Gene Ontology annotation, cellular component: plasma membrane. Gene Ontology annotation, biological process: positive regulation of cytosolic calcium ion concentration; complement receptor mediated signaling pathway; inflammatory response. The record is from RefSeq and is a predicted model, not a curated record.